AUGGAGACGCAUCCUGGGCCAGGGCUCAUUCUCGCAGAUACUGAAACAAAAGUUAAAAAGUAUGAUGCUCUUGUUCAAACCAGGGAAAAUCAAGUGCAGUACAUGACGCUCAUGUACGGCCACGACGCCCGCUUUCAGGUUGCUGUUCAGGGAGUGACAAGCUUGGACGAAAAGUCCUUGGCUACUUGGAUGGAAGAUGGCAAGGAUUAUGAAGUCCCAACUUUCCCCCUCGAUAUCGUCAAAUCGGAACUUUUACCCGAGAUACCCGAGACGAUGAGAAAUUUGGUUGAAAACCUAUCGCCCUCUUUAGUUAUGGAGAUCAUCGCCCAGCCCGUUUCUGGGUUGAAGCCGACGUACCGAAUUCUCGAGAGCCUCGCCAAGCAUUGCAAAUACGGCAUCGUUAAAAAGGCGCUGGAUUGUCUUAUUGCAUACCGCCUGGCAACGUCUCCGGUCGUUUCGGAUGGGACUGGUCCUCUUUUUGACAGCGGACACGGACGAGUAGCCUCUGAAACCUCUCGGCUUCAUGGCAAAACUGCUGUGUCCCCGCUGAUCAGUACAAAGCUUCGACUUGUUCUACUACGCGUUUGGCAGCAAAAGAGAACCGAACUAUUGGAGGAGCUGUCCCAAUACAAGAUGAUUCAGAAAUGGCUAGUGAUGCUGAUCCUUCUUCUCAACCUUGAGGACGUUGAAUUUGACUGCAAAUAUCGAGAUCUCAAAGUCGUCGAGGUUGAGGAAGCCAGUGCGAGGGUUAAGAAACACAUACAGACAUUUCUGGUCGAAAUUGGCUUCAAUUCGAAAUCUCUCGACAUAGGAAUGAAUGAUGUUGAUGGCAAGGUUGUGGGUAAUAUUCUUAACUACAAUAAAGAAAUGAUACUUGCAACAAAGACGAAAGAUCUCGCAUCUGCCUUUGACCCCGAUGAUUUGAACUCGGUGGAAGGCAUGCACACCUCUACACUCUUAAGGGAGAGCUUGAACACCUUGGCAGGAAGCUGGAGCUCAAUCGGCGUAUCGGGAGUUUUCCCGAACUGGAGGAGGUUGCUUUUCUUCGGCCUCAUUGUGUCUCGCGUUAUUUUAUAUUGGGUUACUGUCUAG
Messenger RNA from Ilyonectria robusta, 1092 nucleotides. RefSeq lists its product as uncharacterized. NCBI's taxonomy places the organism in Eukaryota, Fungi, Ascomycota, Sordariomycetes, Hypocreales, Nectriaceae. The transcript has 2 exons. The coding region runs from base 1 to 1092 and encodes 363 amino acids. The record is from RefSeq and is a predicted model, not a curated record.